This is a messenger RNA of Coprinopsis cinerea okayama7#130, 1151 nucleotides long. RefSeq lists its product as hypothetical. The coding region runs from base 86 to 538 and encodes 150 amino acids. NCBI's taxonomy places the organism in Eukaryota, Fungi, Basidiomycota, Agaricomycetes, Agaricales, Psathyrellaceae. The transcript is spliced from 3 exons. The record is from RefSeq and is a predicted model, not a curated record.
UUAAUCCUUAAUCGCACUUUCAUUGCGUCGCGCACCCCUUUCACCGCACCCCUCGACCGUCACGCACUCACGACCUAUUCCCAUCAUGGCAUCCUUCUCUCCUGUCAACUUCAUCCUCGCUUUCUUCGCACUCUUCAGUUGCCUUCACUUCACCUUCGCAGCACCCGUCGACAUUGCCGCACGCUCCUCCAGAGCCGUGGAGAUCCGCGACGUCUUCGUUCCACCAAUUAUCGAGCCCAAUGCCGACAGCGUAUGGACAAUCGGCACCACCCAGGUCGUUACUUGGGACGUCACCCAUCCCCCCAAGCAAAUCACCAACCGAUUGGGUCGCAUUGUUCUCAGGAGCGAAGAGACCGGUCUCCUCGAUCUCGCUAACCCCCUGGCCGAGGGCUUUGAUAUUCUCAAUGCAUCUCAGAAUGUCACUGUUCCCAAUGUUAAACCUGGUACCUACCAGAUCGUUCUCUUCGGUAACUCGGGCAACUGGGGAGAGUCCUUCCAAAUCGUUGGAGACUACGUUCCUCCCGCCGAGUCUGCUUAAGGACUCAUCCCAUUCGGUUCACGACAAUAAUACGACCCGCGACUCGACUGACACGAUACUCUACUCGAAAACCUUUAUAAUUCCCCGAUUUCCUUUGCGGAUUGGAACGACUCGCAUUCACGAACGGACCUAAUUUCUAAUCACAGAAGAUGCUCGCGAUGACCAUAAAGGGCUCUAUAUCGACUCGAACUAUCGAAGCCCAGGAGUUCAACAACUUCUAUUGCGCUUGAAGCUCCUGUAUGAAGCCUAUGGCCUCGGGCACGUAAUGCUAGCCUUUCAUAAAGGCUAACGCGAACGAGUCCUUACUUCGUCUUUGCUUUGGCUUUGUGUUUUCGGGGAGGGGGCCUUAGUAUGACAGCACGCUUCAUCAUCUUCAACCAUCAUCAUCAUGGACAUGGUUCUUCAGCCUAUCACACUCGGACACAUCACCCGAACUUUGUACAUACUACUGACGACUGGUUUGCUACGGACAGCAUGCCUGUAAUAUUAGUCUUCAUUUUUGCGCGUAUCUGCUUUCUCCUGCCUCCUCUCUUUCGACUGUCACUGGUGUAUUCAAGUAGCUAAUGUACAAAUAUGUAGCAUCCACCUCACAUUGAAUUAGUGGUGCAUCUGC